AUGCCUGGCCAAACCAUUCGAUUGAAAUCUCCAAAACUGGGAUGCAUCCCAAUCCGUCCAUUUCUGAUCUUCAUAUCAUCGCUCGGACUAUUCGGAACACUUUCGUUACUUGUUACUGAGCCACCAUCAACCAUGAACGUUAUCCUUGGCGCAUCGAGUUUUGUAUUCAACAGUUAUCUAUUCUAUGGAGCUCUCCAUUACAACUACGCAUCACUCGGUUAUGCGCAAAACUUUGUGGUUUUCUCAAUGAUUCUCUCGUUUGCAAUGCUUUGUUUUCUACCAGUACUCGUCACAAGUUGUAUUGCAUCGGAUUAUCACAAGUACCUGAAAGCUGAAAUUUCGACAAGCACAUUGAAAAUAAGUGAAGAUGGAGAAGAAACUACCAAGAAACCACAAAUCGACAUUUUCGAUGAGAGGAGCUUCUCAGAAAUCGCCAGAAAGAUCCCAGAAGAAGACGACAAAAAUGCAGCUGUAGUAAAAUUCUUAAGAGGAUUUGGUGCGGGAGAAAUGAUUGUGUUUAUGGUCGUCUUCUCUUUUUUAUAUUCAUAUAUGUUGUAUGUUAUGAUCAAACGUCUCCGGAAGUUCAUUGCCGCCAGAAAGGAAAUCUAUGAAAUGGAGAUGUUGGCGUGA
Caenorhabditis briggsae is the source of this 630-nucleotide messenger RNA. Lineage: Eukaryota; Metazoa; Nematoda; Chromadorea; Rhabditida; Rhabditidae. The transcript has 2 exons. The coding region runs from base 1 to 630 and encodes 209 amino acids. The record is from RefSeq and is a predicted model, not a curated record.